Molecule: messenger RNA, 6651 nt
Organism: Drosophila serrata
Lineage: Eukaryota; Metazoa; Arthropoda; Insecta; Diptera; Drosophilidae
Gene: Cad89D
Product: cadherin 89D
Biological process (GO): homophilic cell-cell adhesion
Cellular component (GO): plasma membrane
Molecular function (GO): calcium ion binding
Source: RefSeq, a predicted model, not a curated record
AUGGCACUUGCAAGCCUUUUCUGGGUUCUGGCCAUUGCGGCAGUAGGCCAAGCAGCAAAAACGGGACAAGUGCAAGGCCACUCUAGCAGCUGUGCGUUUCACACGAUGGAUGGCGUCGCCGCUGAAAGCGAAGGUGUGCGCUUCAUCCGGCUGCGCGAAGACGCCCAGGUGGGCAAGGAGAUACUCCGUCUGCAGGCCUUUCCACGCUCCACAGCCUCCCUGAAGGGGGCGGAUGCCAGUGGGGAUCACAAGUACUUUAAUCUGACGGAAUACAACUCCACCAUGUUGGUGGUCACGCUGGCCAGAUCCCUGGAGAGGCUAGUUGAUCGAGAUGUGCCCAGGAACCUGCUCAAAUUUCGGAUACUCUGCGCUGGCAAGCAGGAGAAGAUCGAGGAGGGUAGCUACCUGUCCAUCACUGUGUACAUCGAGGAUGUAAACGACAAUGCUCCCGAAUUUCUCAAUGUGCCUUACGUGGUCGAUGUGGAUGAGAAUACCUCCAUUGAGAGCAUUAUCUUUGAGGGUGUCCAGGCCUUUGAUCGCGACAAGCCAAAUACUCCCAAUUCCGAGGUGCACUUUAGCAUGUCCACGGUGCCGGAGCAACUAUCGGCGGAUGGCAGUCCUUACUUCGCCUUGAAGAGUCCCCAUCGACCGCUGUUAAUCCUCAAGCGAGAAUUGGACUUUGACAAUGGCAUUCGGCAGUUUAAGCUGCCCAUCUUUGCCUGGGAUCGAGGCACUCCCGCUAACCAAGCUAAUACCACCAUAACUAUCAAUGUACGGGAUGUGGAUGACUUGCCGCCCAAGUUCACCGAGGGAGUGUAUCGAACUCGCCUCAAUGAGUUCUAUCCGAUGACAGGAGUUCCCAUCAGAAUACCCCUAUACUUUGCCCCUCCCAUUAUGGCCUUUGAUCAGGACUCGCUGAAUGCCUCGCUUGUGUAUGACAUUAUCUCCGGCAAUGAGAGACAGCUAUUCCGGGUCAAUCCCCACAAUGGAGUGAUGUAUCUGCAGAAGGAAAUCGAUUUGGAGGAGGAGAGUCUGCCGGGCAACACAUUCGUUCUGCAGUUGGAGGCGCCAAAAGAUAAUCCCCUCAAGAAGGCCUUAGCUCGCAUCGAAGUGGAAGUUCUGGAUCUGAAUGACAAUGUUCCCGAGUUUGAGGCUGAUUUCUAUAACAUUUCCAUUGUGGAGAAUCUGCCCACGGGCUUCAGUGUGCUCCAGGUGAAUGCCGUGGAUCGUGAUCAGGGCGAGAACUCCGAGUUCCUGUACAAUUUGGUGGAAACUAAAGAUGCAGCGGGUGCUUUCCGCAUCGAUUCCCGUACGGGUUGGAUUACUGUGCGAGAUGAUCGCUUGCUAGAUCGCGAGCAGCGUAGAUCCAUCCAAUUAAACGUGGAGGCACUGGAAAGGAAUCCCUCCUAUUUGGAUGACAAGCAUUUAAAGGUGCCGGGUCCCAGUAAGGUGCAAGUGGAGAUCACUUUGCUGGACACCAACGAUAAUACUCCAAAGUUCGAGCAUGGCAAUCUGUAUGAGUUCAAGGUGCCCAUCACAGCUCCCACGGGUUAUGUGAUUGGUCAGGUGGCAGCCAACGAUCCGGAUGAGGGUCCCAAUGGCAAGCUCCUUUAUGAGUUGCAGCGCCCCAAGGGCAGUGGUUAUAUCCCCUUCCGACUGGACAACAAGAAUGGAACUAUUUAUGUGGGCGGACCUCUGAGAAGAGGACGCAUUGCCGUGUUUGUGGAGGCCAGCGAUCAGCCCACUAAUCCCUCGGAGAGAAGAUUCUCGCUGGCGGUGAUUACCAUUGAAGUGUUUGCCACCAUUGAUGACCAGGCCAUUGACUUUGUGGGAGCUCCCUAUGAAUUCUGGGUGGGAGCCAAUACACCUCUGGGCACUUCAGUGGGUCAAGUUCGCACCACUUUGAUCUAUGAUGGUGAGGACGAGAUCAUGUACGAUCUUCUGCACACUUACUCCGAAGGAGUGCCCUUCGCCAUCGAAGAGAGAUCCGGCAUUAUCACUGUGAUCCGAGAGCUGUCAGAGUUCAAGCGGAAGGUCUACCAGUUCGAGGCUGUGGCCAAUUACCUCUUUGCCAACUCAUCGCAGUCGCUGAUCAUGUCGCGAAGCUCAUCUCCGUUGACCACCAUUGCCUCCCCGGCUGAACUCAGUGACGAAGGUGUGCUCAUCACCAAUCUGACCAUCCGGAUUGUUAACAAACCGGAGCAGAAGGUGCCACUAAGACCUGUCAUAGAGGAGAUCAACAUGAAUGUGAUCAAUUUCCAUGUGGAAGAGAAUGUAGUCGGUGGCAUCAUUGGCCAAUUGCUGUACAAAAACGGUCUAAAUUUGGUGAACAAUGAACUGGGCAGCUUCCGGGAAAUGCCUGCCUCUGAGGGAACAACCUCAAGAAAUCUCACCAUGGGCAGCAGAUUCCGCAGUCGGAACCGGAGUCGCAGCUCCAAGUCGAAGAGGAGGCUUCCCAGACGCCUGGCUGGGGACACAAACCUGAAGCUCCGCUACAUCAUUGCCAAUCAGCAGGAGGUGGUCAACAAGAUCUCCAUCACCGAGGAUGGAACUCUGCUCACUCUGAUUGGUCUCGACCGAGAGCAGCAGGCAAACUAUGAGCUGACAGUGAUUGUGGAAUACAGCACGGGUCUGGUGAGUGGAGCUGGAAUCUACCAGGUGAACAUCAAAGUGGAUGAUGUCAACGAUAAUGCUCCCAAGUUUAAUGCUCUCACCUAUGUGGGUCUGAUUAACGAGAAUUGCGCUGUGGGCACUGAACUAUCCAUGAACCAUGCGAUCCUUAUACAGGAUGCCGACGAGGGUGUCAAUGCGGAGUUUAGAGUGCAACUGCAAGGUGACUACAGUGAGGAAUUCACCAUCGAGUUUGUGAAUAGCAGCUCAGCUCUGGCAGGCAAUGUGAGCCAUCACAAAAUGGCAUCCACCACGGGAGCUUUUAAUAUCUUCAAUCUCACGGAUCAGUGGAAUGAUGAGUUCAAGUACCAGGAGCUACACACCACCUUCAUGCAGACGAACUUUAAGUUGAGUUCGGGACCAUAUUUCCGGAUUUCCUACACCGGCAAGCGGGGCCUGGAUCGGGAGAAGCAGCAGUUGUACAACCUGAAGAUCAUAGCCGCUGACAGUGGUGGCCUCUCAGGAUAUGCUCAUCUCACUAUCCUAGUGGCAGACGUCAACGACAAUCCACCGAUGUUUGAACGCAUCUCAGUGUUCAAGGACUCGCGUUUGGAGAUUCGCGAGUAUACCACCGAUAUGGAGAUCUAUUUUGUGGAGAGCUCAAGUGGAUUGGCAGCUCCGCAGGCCACAGCUGCCAUGAUGCUGGCACCGCCACCAUAUCACAUUCCCGGAUCCCCAAGACUGCAUCCGGAGCAUCGAGAGCGAAGUGUGGCAUUGGGUGUGGUGGCCAGAGCCAAGUCACGUCGCCGAAUGGUUCGUGCGGCGACCAUAAAGUGUCCUUUGUUUGCCAUCUACGAGGACACUCCCGUGGGAACUAAGCUCCUCCAGCUGAGUGCCAGCGACGAAGACUUUGGCAAGAAUGCUCAGCUCCACUACGAGGUGCGAGGAGAGCAGGUGGAGAAAACACCGGGAAUGCCACUGUUGCGUGUUCAGGGAGUGCGAUACUUUGGCAUCGAUAAACUCACCGGCGAAGUCUCUGUUAACUAUCCGCUUGCAGCGAAUAUAGAAAUAUGGCUGAACCUGACAGUCACCGAUAUUGAUGGUCUAAAGGACUCAACCUGCCUUCGAUUCACCGUAAUGGAUGUGAAUAAUCACGCGCCGACCUUUAAGAAAUCCUGGUACAGCUUCGAUACCCCAGAAGGGGAGUACAAGGACAGUGUCCUGGGUCAACUGAUGGCCAUUGAUAUGGACUUUGGUGAGAAUGCCAAUAUCACGUAUACGCUCAGUGACCUGCAGCUGCCAUUUAGCAUAAAGCCCGCUUCCGGUGUGCUGAAAAUCACCGGGCAGCUGGACAGAGAGUUGAAGGAUAAGUUUAACUUCCAGGUGAUAGCCACUGAUAAUGCUCCGGUGAUGCAGCGGAUGUCCAGCAGUGUGGACGUGGAGGUAAAUGUGCUGGACAUCAACGACAAUCGUCCAGAGUUCAUUGGCUACGACGAUCAGACCAAGGCCGUGAAAUAUAUACCCAAUGUGGCGGAUCGAACAAUGAUGUUGCCGGUGUACAAGGCAUAUUUGGACAGGGGCACCCAACCGGGCACCUUUGUGAGGCAACUCACGGCCAUAGACAAGGAUAAUGUGGGCAAUGGCAAUGGCUUGGUCCUGUACUCCAUUCGGCAUCAGGAAAUGCAGGCUCCCCUGUUCCAGAUCGACUCGAGAGAUGGUACCAUCUCCACGGUGUCUCGAAUCAAUGGCUACAAUGAUUAUGAGCACUUGAAUGUCUCGGUUAUAGCCUCGGAUGUAGGUAGUCCCGCUUUAUCGGCCACAGCUGUGGUGAUCGUUAACCUGCAGGGUCAGGCAGUCACAGAUCCACCCAAGCCAACUCCGAAACCCGAACCUCCGGUAAAUGUGACCAUCUUCCAGCAUGCCUACUAUGAGGUCAAGCUCGUGGAGAACAACGAAGCCCCCAUUGAGGUGAUGCGACUCAAUCUGAGUGCUGGCCUUAAUCCCGAGAACUAUCGCUGGUCCCUGUGGCUGGAGGAGGGUCUGGAUGAAACGGAUGCCCAUCCGCCCUUCGAGUACGAUGCCAAGAAUAUGCUUUUGUAUGCCUUGAAACCCUUCGACAGGGAGCACAUAGCCCGCUAUCAACUACGGAUUCGAGCAGAUCGUUUAAGCCGAGAGGCGAGGAACUUUGCCCGGGUCUCCUAUCCAGUGGUGGAUGAGCGGAUCGAGGGUCUUUCGCCCAAUGAGUGCCGCAUCUUGGUCCACAUUUCAGAUGAAAACGAUAAUGCACCCAAGUUUCGGGGAAAUGGACAGCCAAUUGUGGCUGUUCUGCCACAGAGUGCCAGCUUUGGCUACCCCGUGACCCGGGUUGUGGCCACCGACUUGGAUGAGGGUCUCAAUGCCGAGAUCCGAUAUCGUUUGCUCAAUGAACCCACUCGCCUCUUUGGCAUCGAUGAAGUGUCGGGUAAUAUUCGCCUCUUGGGCGAUCUACCCCGCGAUGAACCCAUCUACGGCUUCGAUGUGAAGGCCACGGAUCGCAGCGGCUCCGAUGAUGGACGCAGUGGCAUUGUCAACGUUUUCGUGUACAUCAUCGAUGAGGCCAAGCAGGUGCGCCUGGUGGUGGCCGGAGUGCCAGUGGAUGUGGAACGCCGCAUUGAUGGCCUGAUGGAGGCGCUAAGUGAUGCCAUUGGAAAGGAUGUGCGAGUGAGACUACUGGAACCAUAUUCCGGAGGACUAGAGGCUGCCACCAAUGCCUAUAUCUAUGCCGUCGAUCCGCACACGAAUUCCAUUAUGGAAAUGGAGCAACUCCAGGACUCCCUGGCUGGCCUCCAACUGGAUGCACUGCAGCUGCAACAGCAGAAACUGGACGGUUCCAAGCCGAUGCCCCGAAUCAUUGAGCUGGCUGAGUUUGGACAAUCGCCGAGACCCACGCACGCCUCCGCAGCUAGUUUCAUGGGUGGACUAGAAUUUGUGACGGUGGUCCUACUGGCUCUGGUCACUUUGGGGGCAUUGAUAGCCGCCUGCUGUUACCUGUGUCUGCGCCAGAAACGCCGCCUUUGGUCUCAGCGUGAUUUCUCUGCCUCGGAUGCCGGUCUCACCUAUACCAUCGCUGACAUUGGAUCCAGUCGUGGUCAGAAGCAACGCCGCCAGCGGCAACAGCGUCAUACACAACGUUGCAGCAAGGGCAGCAGUACCGGGAGCCAGCGACCCACCAGCGCCUUCAUGCCGGAGUCUGUGUGCUCUUCGGCGCAGACUCAGUCCACGGCUACGGCCACCGAGAAGCUGGAGCAGCAGUUGCAUCAUCAUCAUCAGCAACAGGCAUUGGCCACGCAACAGCAACACCAUCAGUACCUGAACGAGUGACAACAGCAGCAGCAGCAGCGGGAAUACAUCGAUGUGCCACUGCCCAAGUCCAUUGCCAAGGCUGCAGCCGGUGGAGCAGGAGGAGUCUCCGGUGAUGGCUCCGUGGGCGUUGGAGGCACUCCAUUUGUGCUCAAGUACAACGCCUGUCAGCCGGUGACCAAUUUGAAUAAUUACGAGACCUCGUUGUUUUCGCUGCACUCGACGGGUCAGGACUCUGGUGUGGAGUUCCUGAGCAGUCGGGAGCUAUACGAGACCUCGCCGGACUCCUUUCAGCACAGUGGCUCUAAGCGUAGUAAAAAUCCAGAGGUACUGUGUCCCAGACAUGCCAAGGCUCACCUGGAGUUACGCCAACAUCCGCCCAACACAGACAGCAGUGACACCUACGAGGACUCACUGAAGACCGAUGAGCCCUUGGUGGCUCACAAUUGUCGCGAGCAUCGACAGCAUCCACAGAGUCACCAUCCGCAUUACCAGAACACGCGCUUCGAGAAGCGUUCCUGCGUGCGGCACUCCUUCUCCGGGGUCAAGGACGACCUCAUGCAGCACUCACCGCAGAUAUCGCUGCGUCCCCGAGGCCAUGCCCUCCGCAACUCCAUGAACGACCUGGAGCAGAGGCUGCACAACCUGGAGCAGUCAUUUCGCCGGCCGCUUGAAUUUAGCAAAUCAAACUCGUUGUUUUAG